Molecule: messenger RNA, 1410 nt
Organism: Amphibalanus amphitrite
Lineage: Eukaryota; Metazoa; Arthropoda; Thecostraca; Balanomorpha; Balanidae
Product: venom protease-like
Exons: 2
Coding region: 237-1406 (389 amino acids)
Biological process (GO): proteolysis
Molecular function (GO): serine-type endopeptidase activity
Source: RefSeq, a predicted model, not a curated record
GGCGCCGCGCAGAUGAGGUCAGGGUGCAGGUCAGUGACAGGGACGGGGCCACUGCGGUUUGGCCAGUUCGUGUCCGGUGGUGUAGCCGGCGGGAUCGGAAGCCGUGCAGAGACGGCCUCAUGCGAACCGGUUUGUAGAUGACGCGCAGCCAUUUUUCCCGCCUGGCCGGUGAAUAGAUUAGUAUCAGCAAGCCUCGCUAGUCGGUCGGUGGUUGUCAUACCGCGCGGAUUCCCGCCAUGUCUCUCUGGUGGAUCUACCUGGCCCUGCUCGCCUUCGCAGCCAGCAUCAGCGGGGCGCUCACCUUCCCGCAGCAGGACGCGCGAUGUCAUCAGUCCGACCAGCAGUGCAUCAGCAUCCUUAGCUGCCCGCAGUUCCAGACGCGGGCCGACGUGCUGCGAUUCCGGCCGCGGCCCUGCGGGUUCAUCGGCACUACAGCGCUGGUGUGCUGUUCGGUGGCCCGGACCGGUGGACUCACCGGCACACGCUCGCCGCUGCCGAUCUCCUGCGGACACACCCGGGUCCAGGAGUUUUUCUUCCGACCCAGCACUGGUCCUCCGCCCAGUUUUGAGCUAAGUGGCCAGCUGCCGGGACCGCCGACGGGCGGCAGGAGGCGCCGCCAGGCGGCGCUCGGAGAGAGCGGCGAAGGUGAAUUCGUUGCCGUCCAAGCUGUGGGUGGAGUGGACGCCCAGCUCGGCAAGUGGCCAUGGAUGGUGCUGUUCGGCCGGUGGACGGACGACGGCCUGGGAAACUGGUUCUGCGGAGGCACCCUCAUCACCGACCGGCACGUGCUGACGGCCGCCCACUGCCUGCGACCGGAGGAGGCGGGUAGCGUCGGCACCCACAUCGGCGACAACGACCUUAACCUCCAGUUUGAGGUGGAACAUCAGGUGCGGAACGUCUCCAGGGUCGUGCGCCACCCGCAGUACCUGGGAUCACAGAACGACCUCGCCGUGGUCCGGCUGGCGACUCCUGUGGAGCUGACAGAGCACGUAUCGCCCAUCUGUCUACCACCAGCUGGCGCUGAACACAUCGGGCAAGACGUCGAGAUGGCCGGCUGGGGUCUGCUCGAGUUUGGUGGGAACGCCUCGGACAUUCUGCAGGAGGUGGCCCUGCGCGUGGCCGACCCGGCCGUCUGUGAGACCGCCUACCGGCGCGUGCCGCAGUUCGAGUCGCGCUUCCCGGGCGGCUUCCAGGGCACCAAGGUGUGCGCCGAGAGCCGGGACGGCGAGCCGCGCGACGCGUGCCGCGGCGACUCGGGCGGCCCGCUGAUGGUGCGUCUGGCGGACGACACCUACCAGCUGGUGGGCGUGGUCUCUACGGGCGUCGGCUGCGGCAACCCCGAGUUCCCCGGGCUCUACACCAAGGUGUCGUCCUACAUCGACUGGAUCGUCAGCCAGCUCACCUGAAGGG